AUGGGUUUAAAAUAUAAUGCAAAAGACAUACAACAUCAUUUGUCAAGAAUUUUUCAUGUUUCAGUUGAUUCUACUUACAAGUUUCUACAAAGACAUCCAAUAUUUUCAUGUCUUUUAUUGUUAUUUUCUAUUUUAUAUAUUUUCCUUUCAUACAUUUACACAUUCGUAGGUUACAUGUCACCUUUUCUUAUAUGUGGUGCAAUAUUUUUGAGAAUCUUUUGGAGUUCUGAGAAAACACAGCUAAGAUAUGUGAAAAUAGAAGAGAAAAAAGAUGAGCAAGAAAUAAAAGUUGAACCGAAGAUUCUACCACCAAAGAUACCGAUACCUAUACCGAUACCGAAUAUUGUUGGUAGACAUGAACAAAUUCUUUUCAAGUAUCCGUCGCAAAAUGCGACGAGUAGAAGGAGAAAUUUUAGGGAGAGGAAAUGGGAUGUGUAUGGUGGAUUAGAAGAAAAAGCGAAAAAUUUAUCAGAAGUUUUUCAAAAUGAAUAUACUAGUAGUAAAAGAAACAUUGGAUCUUUUAAGAAAGGAGAGAGUUCUUUGUAUUAUGGUUUAUCAUCGGGUAGAAGAACUCAUCAAGCGGUUAAGAGAUCAUUAAGAUCCGAGCCUUCGAUGGUUGAUCUUGUUGAAGCUGGUGACACGGAAAUGGAGAUAGAAAAGAUGGAGGAGGAGGACGAGGAAGAGGAUGUGAAGAAUAAUACUAUUGAAUGGACAGAAAAUGAUCAGAAGAAUCUCAUGGAUGUUGGAGAUUCUGAGAUGGAGAGAAAUAGAAGGCUUGAGAGUCUUAUAGCUAGAAGAAGAGCAAAUAAAUUGUUGAAGUUGCAAGUUGAGAAUGGAUUGGUUGAUAAGAAAGCAUUGACGCCGAGUUCGAUGAGACCGUUGGUUGUUAAAAGAGAGAGCUGUGAUAUUGAUGAUUUAGAAAUGCCUGGUUCUGCUCCUUCUGUUAUGCCAAGGAGUCCUUAUGAUAUUCCUUAUGAGCCUUUUGAGGAGAAACCGAAUCUUACAAGUGAUGGUUUUCUUAAUGAUUUUCAGAAGGAUGUGCUUUUUAGUAGGCAUGAGAGUUUUAGUUUAGGUUCAAAUUAUUCAUCAGAUAUCAAACAUGAACAUGCAACUAGAGAAAGUCAUUCUUUUCAUGGGAGGAAAUCUUCAGAUAAACACGGUUUCUCAAGAUUUGGAAGGCUUCCAGAUAAAGGAAAUCAUGAUUGGCUAAUUGAGCAAUUGAUCUACAAUGAUGGAGCUGAAAAAGGAAUUCAAGCACCAAAACCACUGAUCAAAGGCGACGAAACAAAACGGGAAAAUGAUGAAAAAUGUAAAACUGAUAUAGAUGAGACAAAAACAAUGUCAGUUCAAACAAGUGAACCAGCCUCAAGAGCUCCAAACAUCUCAAACAUUGAAACUAAUAGUGUUUCACAAAAACCAGAGUCAAGGCUGGCGUCAAGGCUUUCCAAGUCUCAAGAGAGGCUCCUUAAUAUACCAGUUUCGUUUAACGAGACAAAAACUAUACACGAAUCUAUGUGUGACACCGUUCCAUCGCCCGUUGACAAGAGACAAGAAACUAUGUUCUCAGGCGAUCGGCGACUUUGUCAUACACCAACUUACUCCAUAGCUUCUGAUUUACAAGUGGAAGUUUCUGAAAUUGGUUCGCCAACUUCGACUGUUGAUGAUAAUGGUGACACCAAUUCAUCAAGUGAUAGAGAUAGAGAUUCUAUGUUAUAUGAUGGAGAUAUUGACCGAGAUGUUAGUUCUGGCAGUGAAGAUUUGUGGGGAGCUUCUUUCCAUGGAAAAGGCGGAGUGAAAACCGAAGAGAAUAAUAGCAGUGAAGAUGUAAAUAACAGCUUAAAGGAAAUUGCUUCGCCGAUUUCUUUACGACAAAUAGAUGAAGAAGAUGAUGCAGCUGAUGUAAGUUCAUAUUCAUCAAGAGAUGAAGGACCUGAAGAUACUCCAACUUGCUGUGUUGUAAACUCGGAUCAUAAUGUUUUCGGUAAUUAUACCAAAUUUUCUAGGGGGAAAAAUGAUGUUCCUCAAUCUUCUCGUUCGUCUUACGAUACAUUAUCUCAGAAUCAGUUGAUAAAUAGUCCUAUGGAUCAAAUAUCGGAAGAGAUUUCGAUUAAUGAGUCACAUGUUAUCGAUGAUGUGAAUAACUUAGCAACCACGGAACAAGGUGAUAGAGAGAACUCGGCAAGUAGUGAAGAUCCUGGUAAUAGUCAUCCAGUUGUAAGGCAAGAAUCACUUGAUGAAGCCUCUAAUGAAUCGAUUUCGUCAUCGCCAAGGUCUGUUUUACCAGACAAGACUCUAUCAGAUGAUGUUUCGUCUCCGUCUUUUAAUCAACAGAUGGAUAUAGGUUCUCCACGAUCUAUCGUCGAGGAUAUGACGCAAGAAACUUUUAAUGAAGAUGAACAUUCACAUGACAGCAUGGCUCAAAAUUUUCAAACUUUGGUGGAUGAGAUAACUAAUGAAUCACAUGAUGUUGAUUUCAAUCAUUCUCAGGAGCAAACAAACAACAUGGAGAGCUCAAUGGAAGAAUCAAAUAUUCAUAGAAACAUGAAUGGUGAAGAAAUCAACAUGGAGAAUUCAAUUGAAGAAUCAAAUAACAUGAAUGGUGAAGAAAUCAACACGGAGAGUUCAAUGGAAGAAUUAAAUAUUUAUAGAAACAUGAAGGGUGGAGAAAUCAACAUGGAGAGUUCAAUGGAAGAAUCAAAUAUUCAUAGGAGCAUGAAUGAUGAAGAAAUCAACAGAAUGGAACAACGAGACGAGUUAAACAAUGGUGAAAGUAGUGAAGAAAAUUCUUCACACCAAAUUAGCCAAGAGGCUACUUCAGAAUCCACCAAAGAAAUAAAUAAGAUGGAAACUAUGGAUGAAGAAGAAUCAAGAGAUUUAACUGAUGACAAAGUUCCAUCAACAGAGGUGGUUGAAGAAGAUAAAAAUGAACCAUUAGCAUUGGCAAAUGAUGAUAACAUCAAUGAUGAGUUUCCACAACCACAUGUCAUCGAUCCAAUGGUUCACGGCAAAGAAACAAUCGAGGGCCAUAUGGAGGACUCAUGA
Messenger RNA from Vicia faba (fava bean), 3042 nucleotides. The record is from the annotation of a GenBank genome assembly. Lineage: Eukaryota; Viridiplantae; Streptophyta; Magnoliopsida; Fabales; Fabaceae.